Messenger RNA from Dimorphilus gyrociliatus, 1858 nucleotides. The record is from the annotation of a GenBank genome assembly. NCBI's taxonomy places the organism in Eukaryota, Metazoa, Annelida, Polychaeta, Dinophilidae.
AAAAUAUUCUUCGAAAAAAGAACAUAACAAAAAUGACUAGAAGCUUUUUUCAUUAUAAACUAUUCUUAUCAUAUUUAUUAUAUUGGACAUAUUUAAAAAUAUUUAUAAAGUAGGUAGCUUUGUAUUUUUACGUUAGGUCUACUUAUUUGAUAGUUUUAAGCCAGAAGUUCUAUGAAUGAUGGAUCGACAGCCUAAGAAUAGUUCGAAUAGUAUUUUUGUUGAAUCUCAGAUGAGAUUUGAUGAAGGGACAUCUUCAGCGGCAGACGAUUCGAGAGACGAAAUGUUUUCUGAAGGGAAUGCACAAUGUAAUAAUCUCCCAUCAGCUUUCGCUACACCAAAAAAAGUUAAUGGCACACGAUUUUCUAUGUUGGCUACCCCACAACCUCAACAGACGUCAAGUUCUUCACAGAAUUCGAUUAUACAAGGAGAAAUGAGUAAAAGCGUAAAAAAAGGAAUGAGCAAUAUUAUUCGAUUUAUGCAGAGUUGGGAGAACGAUGAUGCAAAUAUUAAGGGGAAAAUUGAUCGACUUGGCGAAGUAUUAACUAAGAAACUCCAAGAUUUAGAGAGUAAAAUGGACCAAACUACAGAUACUUACAAGAAACAGAAUAACACUAAUCAGCAAACAUUUCAAGACGUCAAAGAAAGUAUUGAUAUCAUAAAAAAAGAUAUAAAGACAAUCUCUCAUUUACGGGAGGAAAUAGUUCAAGAGGCGAAGGAUGAAUUGGACAAAGCAGAGAAAAAAAUUUCGCGAAAAGUUUUUACUGAACUUGAGGAUCUACUUAAUUUGACGAAAAAGGACUUGAUGAAAUCUAUAACUACAAACAAUGGAAAUUCUUCCGAUGAUAUAAAAGCAACUAUUAAGAGCUUACUGUCAAGUAGUAAUAUGAAAUAUGAAAUGGGGCUACAGUCUCUCAUUCAAGUUUUCCAGAGUGCAAUAUCUCAGAGUUUAACUGCCAGUUUUGAUAAAAUACGAAAUUCGUUGACACAAACUGUUACAACUGAGAUAAGAAACAAACAUAAAAGUAUAGAAAAUCAUUUUACACGUUUAGAUUACUCUUUAAACAGUACAGUUGGGAAAUUGGGAGAAGCUCUGCAAAAGUCAAGUUUUUUCGUUGACGUUAAAACUAAUGAUGCAUAUAUAGACAAACCAGAAGAGAGCGACUUGAAUAAUACAGUAAUCAAAAUAGAAGAAGAAAGCCCUGAAAAAUUUAAACCUCAGCUAAACUCCGAUUCAAAUAAAAACCGUCAAUAUUGUCCAGAAUAUUCGUCAAAUCAGAUAACAAAGCUACUUGAAGCAAAUAAUACUGGCGUAAGAGAAAAUUCAUCAGAAAAGACGAUGGAAAAUUCGAAUUACGCAUUAAAGGAGACUAGCUGUCAGGGAAAUUUAAAUGGCAUGGUUCCAGAAAGCGAAUAUGAUAGCGAUGAGAUUGAAAGAAUGUCUUUAACUCAAUUAAGCACUGGAGAGUCCAAUAAUAAACAAACGGAUUCGCCUUUUAUUCCAAGCUCUGACUCAGAUUUUCAAGCAACACCAGAUAUCAAUACUCCAGAUAUUUGCCAUGAGCGAGUUCGAUCCCUUCGUUCGAAUUUUAGAAAGCCUCGUAAUUCAGUCAGCCCCGAAUUAAACGAAACUUAUUGCCGAAGAAAAAAAUCUGACACAAAGCAACAAAAAAAGAAAAUAUCAGAGGGAAAAAGGCAGGAUAUGUCAAUAUCAAAAUCAUCUCCUAAAUUGAAUUCAACAAUGAUUUCCAGAGUCGAAAAAAGAAAAUUUUACGAUAUGAGUGAAGAUGAAACUCCUGUUUUUGAGCGCAAGCGAAGAGGACCUAUGAAGGCUUAUGGAAAAAGAAAUCGUCUUAUAUAA